Molecule: messenger RNA, 10771 nt
Organism: Aphidius gifuensis
Lineage: Eukaryota; Metazoa; Arthropoda; Insecta; Hymenoptera; Braconidae
Product: mucin-5AC-like
Exons: 14
Coding region: 2980-7923 (1647 amino acids)
Biological process (GO): regulation of transcription by RNA polymerase II
Cellular component (GO): nucleus
Molecular function (GO): DNA-binding transcription factor activity, RNA polymerase II-specific; zinc ion binding; RNA polymerase II cis-regulatory region sequence-specific DNA binding
Source: RefSeq, a predicted model, not a curated record
AUUUCUAAUAAAUAUAUUUUUUCCACUUGGGUUCAGUCAAUUAUAUCAACGAACUAUUUUCCUAUUCAAUGUGGUCUAAUACUGAGGUGAGAUUAUUAUUAUAUAAGCCUUUGAAUUGGCUCUUUUCUUCGUUUUUUUUUUUUUUUUAGCUAGUGAAUAUUAAUUAAUCAUUUUCAAAUGUUUACGCGUUCUCAGAAUAAGAAAAUCCGUCUGAACAUAGUCCGUUUUUUUCUGAAGAAUGAAAAAUAUUUUCACAGAUUUUUAUAAUUUCAGAACGAUAAAGCCCGUGAACGCAGGUUAUAUUUGAUCAACUUUGAAUUGUUUAUCCAUGACACAUGACGUUAAGUAUACCUCUCAAAUAAGGUUAGUGUAAAAGUUUGUCUAUUUUUUUGUUUUGUGUCUGCUAAUUUAUUUUUGUUUGAUUUCUAAUUAUCAAAUCAAAAUAAUAACAGCAAAAGUGAAAAUAAUGGUGACCAAAUACUAAACGUUCAAUAUUAUUAAAACGUGAUGAAAAACAGUAAUUGAAAAAUAUAAGAAAUAGCAAGCUUCGUUUUACUCUUUAAUAAAGUGCAUACGUCCAAAUUAUAUCUUCUAGUGGUGAUACCAUACCAAAUAGAAGAUGUCUAUACAUUAUAAAAUUAUGUUUAACUAUGGCGCAGUUAUAAGCCACUAGAAAAAUUUGCUGGUGUGCUAUAACUAUAUUUUAGAUAUGUUUUUUGGAGGAAUUACGAUUAUGUGAGCCAUAAGACACAUUUAGAAAAAAACUCAUGAAUCAUGAUAUAAAAAAUGAGGUAAAAUCAAGAAUAUCCAACUUGUCAGUUUUCAAAGAAAUUUUCUCCCCAUAGCAUUCUUUUAGGUGAGGGUUCAAGCUGCAAUGAAGAAAUAGUAAAAAUGCCAUUAGUGUCUUCAUAUGUCCAGCCCCGAGUUCACAUGCUUCGUAUUUUCGUCUCCGUUUUCUUUCACACUCAACGAUGCCAAUCCAUUCCCUAUCGAAUCUUUAGCUACCCUAUAUUGGAUAAAACCCUUUCCAAUAGAAUAAGAGCUGAAAGAAAUAAUAGUAACGAAGUUUUAUAUAUACUAUGUGUAUGUAUCAUUUGUACUAUAUAUGUACAGUAUACAGUAUACAGUAUACAAUAUAUAUAAUAUCCCUUUUUUUUGUCAUUUUUCUGUCAGCCUUUUGUUUGUCUUUUUACUUUUCUUAGUCGGGAUCGUUGAGGUAUAAAUACUCGCGGGAAUUGUCGUCGAAAAUAAGAUAAAGUCAUUGGAUAAGGGUGGAUCCAUCAUGGGGGUUAAGUUAAAAAACAGCUGAUUCUCGAAAAAACACAUCCAUGCUUUUUUACGGGUGCACUCCGUAGCUACUGACCUCACCCCCUUCUAAUCUCUUGCGUACAACUUAUAUUAUUGAUUUAACCACCGGAAAAUGUCAACGGGAAUAGGAGUGCUUAUUUCUGUUCUUAUCUUCGUUUAUCAUACACUGAAGAUUUUCAAUGAUAUCGUUGAUUUAACAUUACAACAAGGUUGCGUGAAGAUCAACUUUCAAUGUAUACUAAAAUGAUUCUUUUAUGAUUCUUGAUUUUUUUUUAUACUUCCAUAUCUAAUCAAAUUGAAACUUAGUCAGUGUUGAUGUGAUUAUGUUGACUGAAUGUUUGAUUCUUUAAAAAUGUUUGUCUCGGGUAACAGAAAAAGCUCAAAGCUAACUUACAAACGAGUGAUCUUUAACUUAAACUGCAAAACUAGGCUUACUGUUGAAGUAAAAUAAAAUUCAAGCAGACAAAAAGAGAAGGAUUGGCUGGAAGAUGGCUAAAGAAUGAAUGACACUAACCAAGGGGUCUGACGACUCGAAGAUAAGGUGGGCCAGAUCUUACAUCCAUCCUCUUCUUGUUUUCUUCAUCCUCCUAGAUUAUAGAAUGGCACUUUAAUUAUACUAAUGGGAGAACCAAAUGUUAAUUACGAUUUGAUGCCUUAAAGAGACGAUUCUGGGGCUGUGUUGGAGACGCAGGGGUUAAUGGGAACGUGAAUUGGAACAAGGAGCCCAUGCUGCACGAAUAAGAUUUUCACGAAGGGUCGACUUCGAUUCUGGAUAAGUAUAAUUUAAUUGAAAAUGCCAGCGUUGAUCAGCCAGAAGCUUUUGCAAUCUUCGAUUUCACUCAAAAAACAUCCGUAUAUCUACGCACAAAAUAUUGGAAGCUUUAUUAAGUAUUGCAUAGAAUAAAAUUAAUAUUUAUAUAAUAAAAAAUCUUACGUAAAAACUAUAGUGUCAAAAAAUAAAGAUUUAACAUAGUUGAGAAAAAAGUUAUCCCACAGUUUUCACUAUCAGAAAGAAAACCUUGAAAACUAAUGGAAUACAUCGUGAUUAUCAUUAUUUUGAUGUAGGUAAUUUUAUUUUCAUUGAUUUUUUUCUUAAAUUUUGAAUUUGUGUAAAAUAUGUGUGCAUAUAUAUAAUGAGUUAUUCAUUUUUUUAUUCCAUGAUCUUCAAAAUAAGAAGUUCGAGUAACAUUAAUUAUCUACAGAAAAAUGUUCAAGAUAAUUUUAUCAUAAGCUUUAUCAUGGAAUUCAUCAAAAAGUGUUUGUUUUUGAUAGUUAAUUUGUCACUUUUUUUUUUUUCUAUUGAUUGACUGAACGACUACAUUACUACUUCGAAAUUUUUUUAUUUUCCGUAGUUUAAAAACGUUUUAGUCUUAAUUUUUUUGUGAAUAUAUUUCUGUGAUACGAUAUAAGUUCUUACUUGUAUUUUAUAAAAAAAAUAUGAAGCCGGAAAAUAGCGAGAUAAUUAAAUAUUAUAAUUUUGAGUUGUCUAGAGGUAUUUUCUCAAAACUGAUGUUAACUGAAAUUUUUCAAUUUAAUUUCAGGUGUAUUUUCGUAACAAUUGGCAUGUGAACUUACUUCACCACGGCUGUCCACAAUUAUCAAUUUCACGAAAGGGCUUGAGUAACACUGAUAUUCAAGAUAGAUGAACAAGGAACUGCACCUGGUCUACUAAUGCGCUUAAUACCAGUUCCAGUAUCUUCACCGUCGAGUCCAGAAGGGCCUGUCACUCUGGUGGAACUGACCAGCGUACCCGGUGGACAAAAUGCGAUGGCUCACCUCAAAAAAAGGAAACUUGAAGCUGAAUCUGGUAUAAUCAAGUCUAUUCUACCAUCAACUUCACCCAUAAAUGGUAAAAAACAUCAACAGCAGAUUCAAAACUGUGGGGCUAUUCAUUUAAUUGGACAGCAAACUGAAAUGGAACUAUCCGAUAUGGCAGUGAAAAGAAGAAGAAAAAGUGUGCGUGAAGAUGAUAUCCGGAAAUCAAUGGACAGUGAAAAACAAAUAAUACUGCCCCAGAAGAAACGUGUUUUUACAGCAGGUAAAUCAAGUAGCCCUGCGAGAAAACCUUGCAAAAAUAUAGAAGAACCGGAAGAUGAUGAGACACUUAUAAGAGAAACAGAAGCUGCCUUAAAAAGCUUAUCUGGAAGUUGGCCAGGACCUAGUGGUUCCUUGUAUCAACGAGGAAAUUCUGACGAAGAUAGAUAUGAGUCAAAUUUUGAAAAUCUUUUCGAAGAGAAAAAAGACAUCCCAAAACUUUCCCCUUCUUCAAUUUCUGCAUCUUCAACUACUAGUAAUGAAACCGGGUGUUCUUUGAAAGAUGUCAUAACGUUUCGAGGGCAACAAGACCGGCGAUCUUACCAUCCACAUAAGCAUUCAGAUAGUCAAAAACAGUUGUACUCGCAAAUAAAAGCAAAAAAAGACGUUGAUGGCAACCUAAAAGCCGAAUCAAGUUGUGUACCAAUCCAAUGUCAGAGUACGUCUAUUGAUAUAACCAAAAUGAGAUUGAUGUCAAGGACGAAAGGAAAAGACAGAGUAUCUGAUCAGGUACGUGAGAACGAAAAGUAUUCGGGCAACGAAGCCCCUGAUUUUGAUGAACUCGUUGAUGAUUCUUCCAAUGAACUAGAGAUUGAUAUGUCAGAUCAUCUUGUAGACAAAAAUGAAGAAAGAGAUAGACAAAUUGAGAAAGAUAAAGAUAGUGUCCGUGAAAAUACGUCUCCACAAAAUCAAAUAAGACGUCAUCAUGCUCAACCGGGGUUUUUUAGUUAUGGCUAUUCUGGACACUGUUUGAAAUUGUCAUCUGUUGCAACAUCUGAAUCAUCUUCACCUACUUCUACAUCGUCAGCAUAUUCAAAUACAUCUGCCUUCAGACCUCUUGUCACAGAUAACGUUAAAUUACCAGGCAGAACUCCAACAGCAGCAACUUCAACAUCUAGUCCACCAAUUGGACCAUAUCCAGCGUCAGCAACAUUUGUCAGUUUUCCUUUAACAGUUCCAGGACAACCAGUGCCUGUCCCUCAACCAGUAAUACCAUCUUCAAUAGAAAAUAAACACACAUCGCUUUUACAGUUAAAGUCACACAAAGAAGAGCAAUUAAACCAACGUAUUAUUAACACAAGUGAUACAUUAUCAGUGAGCAAAUUAACGUCAACUAGAAUGCCUUCAAUUGGUAGCCCUGAUGCUGAUGCCUCAAAACAAUAUACAAUUCUUCAACCAGCUGGAGUUGGUUCAAGAGCUGCUAGUGCAAUUCAAGACAUUGCACGAGAAGGUGUACCUAGUGUUGCUGCUGUCAUUAGUAGUGCAAGCACAUCAAAUACUCCAACGAAUAGCUACACAAGUAAUUCAAAAACUGCUAUUACGAGCCAAAUGAAUAAUAACAAAGAUUCUAUUGAUAUGGCAAACAGCCCAACAGCAAAUAUAAUGACUACAGCUACAACCUGCUCGGCUAACGUUGAUGAUGUAUCGCUCACAUCUCUCAAUAAUCAGGAUAAUGUCAUGAAGAUCACAGACAGAAGUAACUUUGAUAACAACAGACCUGGCAUGUCCAUGUCACCAUCUAGUCGGAGUCGAGAGGGAAACAAGUGCCCGACCCCAGGUUGUAUUGGUCAAGGUCACGUGACUGGACUCUACACACACCACCGCAGUCUCUCAGGGUGUCCACGGAAGGAUAAACUCACGCCUGAAAUUCUGGCGAUGCAUGAGACUAUUUUGAAAUGCCCGACGCCUGGUUGCAAUGGCCGUGGUCACGUCAGCUCUAAUCGCAACACUCACAGGAGCUUAUCGGGUUGUCCAGUAGCAGCUGCCAAUAAACAGGCUGCCCGUGAGGCCCGACAUGAAUUCCAAGUGUCAGAAAUUCAGUCAGAGUUUAUAAACUCAAACUUGCUACCUGGCUCUAUGGACAUGAAAGGAUAUACACUCUAUACAACAACUAGUCAGGAUUCAAAAACAGUUAGCUCUCCAAUAUAUGAUUAUUAUAAAGCACCAGGCCUCCAUUGUAAACUACCCAAAACGCUGGAAGACACUGGUAAUUCGAACAAUAAUAACAAAGUUGAAGCAAAGACUGAAACAGCUACUUGCAAUACAAAUAUAGCAUUGCAAACUGAAACAAACCAAGAGCGACUAGUACCAAAAAUAGAAGAAUCAUCUUCUUGUCCUGUUAAUUCAUCACCAUCACUACCUCCACCACGGCAAUCAUAUGAUUCAUACAUAAAUCAGGAUUCGAACUCAUCUUCGAUGUCAUCAAUGGAGGCAAUAAGUAAUAGGUCGAUAGGAGGGAUUCAUCAUUCAAGUCAGCAUUCCGCUCAUCACGUGUUGCCGAUGCAGCCGACAGUCACUUACCCUAUGUCUAUGGUUGAAGAUACUAGAAUGACGCAUCAAAUGUCUCAAAGAUCUCCUUAUGAACCUUCUAUGAUGUCAGUAUCUGCAACAACUAGUGAAGAUAUUUAUCAUCAUCGGGCUUAUAUACACACAACCUCUAGCAAUGCAAUCGCAAGACCUGUCGUAACUUAUGCCAAUGAUGUGGCUGGUGCUGGUCGAGGAUACGAUAACGUGUCCAGUGCUACGGAUCAUCGGCCUUAUGAUCCUGGCACUGUCUCAGCAUACGAAAGAUAUGACACGCAAGGUUGUACACCUUUUCAAUCACAACAGGCUCAGCAGCAACAGUUAAUUUCAAGAGCAAAUAUGUAUUACAUUGGACAAGCAGGAAUGACUCCAGAGGACCAAGAGCGGGCUUAUCAUCAAGAAGCUGCGGCUGCUCAGCAGCAUCAAAUGGCUAUUUCUGCUGCAACAACAAGAGUCAUGAUCAAAUCAGAAGAUGUAAAGUGUGUGUCGUCAAGCCAAAUACAAAUACAGAAGUCCGCAGGCCCAGCAACAUCUCCUGGAGGUUCAGUUAUGGAUCUUUCAACAUCUAGUGUGACAUCAACGAGUCCCCAGGCUCCACCAUAUGGAUCUAACAGCGUAAGCCCUAUAUAUGGAGGACAGACAGUUAGUGGAAGUCCCCAAGCAGCUGCGAGCCCUCACCUAACAACAAGUCCUCAAGUGCCCAGUCCUCAAGGUCAGACUCUGGAUCUCAGCGUUAACAGACUUCAUAGUGGAGCACAAAGUCCACAGUACUCAUCAAGCCACGGCGAGGCCGUUCCUGUUCCAGUAAUUCCCCAGUUUCCAGCACCAAGGCCAAUAGAGGAGCAAACAGAACCCGUGGACUUCUCAACCGCAAAUGAACCCGUCAAUUUUAGCGGAGCAUCAGGAAUUAGGCCAGUAGGGUUCCCUCCACCCGGAGUUCAUGUAGCAGCAUAUAGCCGUGAAAGUACACCUGAUAGUGGAGUUUCACAUUAUAUAGACGCAUACAGAGAUCCAAAUGCUUAUGGAUCAAUGAGCCCACAUCCAGGUUAUGGGAUGACUGCCGUUCAAUCGGAAUAUCCAGGAAACUCGUAUACACCUUAUUCUACCACUGGUUAUAACUGUGGAGGUACAUACCCAGGAUCAGUAACUUCAGGAUACCAAAUACCAGCAGGAUACAGUCCAGCUCCGUGUUAUAGCAUGCCACCGCCUCAGCACACUAUCAGUGGUUUGGAUAAGGCUUCAAGCAAAGACGAUAGUAUGUCAAGCUGUCCAAGAAAUGAACGCUCCCAAAUUCAAGCACACUCGCAGGAGCUUAAAUGUCCAACUCCAGGGUGUGAUGGGUCAGGGCAUGUUACGGGAAAUUACAGCUCACACCGUAGUCUUUCUGGCUGUCCAAGAGCGAAUAAACCCAAGAGUAAACCUCGUGAUGGUCAAGACUCAGAACCACUAAGAUGUCCUAUUCCUGGUUGUGAUGGAUCAGGUCAUGCAACUGGAAAGUUCUUGUCCCAUAGAAGUGCAUCAGGAUGUCCGAUUGCAAACCGCAACAAGCUGAGAGUUUUGGAGUCUGGUGGCACUGUUGAACAGCAUAAAGCUGCUGUUGCUGCUGCAACCGCACUAAAAUUCGAAGGUGUUAACUGUCCAACACCAGGGUGUGAUGGUAUUGGUCAUAUAAACGGUUCAUUUUCAACUCACAGAUCAUUGUCAGGAUGUCCGAUGGCUGGUAACACCUUGAGAAAGCCCAAGUUCGAAGACAUGACAAACAUGUACAGCAAAGGAAUCACCGGAAUGGACACUGGUGGUCCGGCUCAGGGUGGUCCGUUGGGUGCGGGUCAUAGAAGUCCAAGCUGUAGUGGACCUCCUGGUGAUCAGGGUGAGGACCUCUACACACUUGAAGCCGAAAUUAAUGAAUUACAAAGAGAAAAUGCCCGUGUUGAAUCACAGGUUAUGCGUCUGCGUUCUGAGGUCAGCGCCAUGGAGAAUCAUCUUAAGCAAGGAGACAAGGAAACAGCUUCAAUAACUCAACGAAACAAUCAUUUGACUGAUUAUUAUCAGUCACUACGGGAUAACAUGAUAACGUUUCUUGAACACGUAAGAAUACCGAGUGCACCUGGUGGUCCACCGGAGAAAAUGGGAAACGAAAACUUUGACAGUUAUUUAACAAAACUCCAAACGCUUUGUGGCCCAGAUGGCUACUGUGCUGAUGAAGCAAAUCGUCCGACAUAUGAGACUGUCAAAACCGCACUUCAAGAUUUUACAGUUUUGCCAACGCCUAUCUGAGACCAGUAGUGACGUGGCAAUAAUAAUAAUAAUAAUAAUAAUAAUAAUAAAGCUCAGUCUAUCAAUCAAUUGAAAAUUCAAAAAGAUACUAAGUUGCGACGGAUAAUUCGUCUCUAUUGUAAAUAAUAUAGUAGGAUAGUUCUAAUAACUGCAAUUUGUAAAUAUAUUAGAAUAGUACUUGUCAAGAUAUUUCGCGAGAAAAAAAUCCAUGUACAGAAAAUUCUAUGUUUAAUGGCACCCUUUAUAUCAUUGUUUCUAAUAUUAGAUAGUUUGUUUACAUAAAAAAUUCGAAAUCUUAAAAUGAAUUUUUUUUCGAAUAUAUGGCAAAAAAAAAAUUGAAUGUAAGAAUUUUAUAUAUUAUCUAUGAUUUUUCACUGUUCAUUUGAAUUGAGUCAGUGAAGUUGCUGCAUUUAUUUAACAAUCUUACUGUAAAUUCAAUUUAUCUAUUAAUAAACAAGGUCCAACACAUUGGAUAUCGGUAUGACUUGUUUUCAACAAUUACAAAUUUUUUUCGAAACUGUACAUAUAUAUUUCCAUAUAAACAGAAAUAGCUGUUUAGUAUAAGGCAUUUAUUAGAACAAUUUGAAAAGAUGAGAAAAUUAAUAAAGUAGGUUUUUAAGUAACACUCCACAAAAGAUGAAUAAAUAAAACCGACGAUAUAAUAUUAAUAUAUCUUAAUUAAUGCACUAUUAAUUCAUCAUAGUGCAAUCGUGGUAUUCAAAAUUAUGUAUAUUGUUAACAGAAGUAAAAUCAUCGUGCAAUACAACUAUUGAAACAUUGUGAUUCGUAAAUCAAUAAUAAACUUGAUGACAUAACAAUUGAUUCUUGAUUAUACUUGUUCUUUUAAAUAUUUUGUUCAUUGACAUAGAAAUUACGUCGAAUAUAAUUGGUGCAUAUUAUUGAUUGAAAAAUUUUUAUUCUCAUAUUUUUAUUGUUACUGAAGUAUAUGAUGUUGUCUUAUUUGUUUUAUUUUUAAGAUUUUGAUAGAUCCAUUAGUUGAAUUAUUCUAAACGAAAAAUAUUUUAAAUUGUGUGAGUCUGGUAACAGAAACAAUAUAGAAACGAGAGUUUCAUAUUUGUACUAAUGUGAAAAAAUUAUAUAACCAUGUAAUAAAAUUUACUUUUUCUCAAAGCCAUGAUGGACUUCGUGAUAAAGAUUAUCAUGAUCAUUCAUCUGAGUGAAUAAUCCUGAAAUCAUGUGAUAUAAAUUUUUUUCAUCAUGUAUUGAGGAUUGUUUACUUAAAUAAAAAAUCAUGAUGAAGUAUAUCAUGUCUUCGUGAUGCAAUGUACUGAUUUACAUAAAAAUUACAUUACUUUUUCGAAAAAAUAAACCGUUAUUUUUGAUAGCAAUACGCAAGGUGUGGAGGAAGCGUAUUAACUUUCUAAAGUUAAAAUUUGAGAAAUGAUAAAAAAAAUUCCUAUUAACACCAAAAAUCAACUUAUUCAUUUUAUUCAAAGGAGAAACUGAAUAUCGAAAAAAAUUUGAUAAACAAAUCUGGUUAAUGCCAUACUACUGUCUACUUGUAUCUCGUUCACUAUAUGCUAAUGAAUAAAAACCAAAGAAAAAAGGUGCAAUAACUAAAAUUAACGUGACAUUUACUCAAAAAAUUUGACGUUAAAAUCAAAAAUAAAAAUGUAAAUAACUUGAUCGGGAAUGAAUGAUUGGGCUCUAAAUUAAUACUUAAGCACCUCGUAGUGAGAGUAAUUGUUAAUUAAAAUUAUCUAUAGUUAAAUAGUGAUUUUAAAUAAUUAUGUUGCUAUUACAAAUGAUUCAUCAGUUGAUUUUAAGAUGUCAAUUUUUUAUUUGUUUAGAGAAUUUUUGUUUUUAUCAUUGAAGUAUUUUAAAAAAUUACAUGAAACUAUUUUAACAUACAUAACUUCAUUAUCAUUACCACAAAAAAAAAGUAUCGAUUGAUUGCCAAGUACUAUUCCUACUAGUUAUGUAUGUCUUAUGUAUGUCGUUUUAUUAAUUGUUGCAAUUUAUAAUGAAAAAAAAAAUUAUUAAUUUUAUGAAUAUUUAUAAAUUUAAGUAAGUAUAAAUGUUACUAUAAAUUAAUAAAAGGUAUUUAUCGAUGAAAAAUCAUGCAAAAACCACCACUCAACUCGGAUUGUUCUAUUUUUUUUUACUUUUCAACAUAAAAAAGUAUGGAAAUCUCGUACUGAGAUCUCUAUAAAAAAUAAACAUCAUGUACAAACCAAUAUUCCAGCCAGAAUUUAAAAAAUUACAUAUUCAGAAUGAACCAACAGCAGCACUGCAGCAGCUGCACCAAGCUGCACAUCUAGUAUAACAUCUGGCUUCCGAUACAUCUCCUCUGUUGCGUGUGUGUGUGUUUUGUAUUCUGAAAAAGUCUAUAUACGUUGUAAUUGUCUCUCCCGAUAGUUUAAAGAGGUUGAACCGGAUGAGCGUUUUUUGAAAUCAAACAUACAUCAUUUUUCUUUACUUUUAUUAGUUGUAGAAUAUAUAUAAACCACUAUAGUUAUAUAAAUAGUCGAUGUUAAUGCAAUUAAAAUUUUAUAAAAAAUGAAUUUUAACGAAAAAUACUUAUUGACCUCCUAAAAAUUGCAGUUGAGAUUGAAAAAAUUAACAUUUUCGAUAUUAGCAGUUCUAGUUUUCACCAAUGUUUGAAUAUAAGGCUUCUACUUUAGACCAUGCCCCUAUAAAAGUACUGUAGUUAUACCUUGACUCUAUUUAUUAUGAAUAUACUAAUAUGUAGUUAUUUAUAGUUACAUGUGAAUGUAUAAAAUAAUAUACAUAAUAAUGUGCAGUGGCUACUCGUAUAUAUUUUCGUACAUAUGUACGUAUUUAUAUUGACGCUAAUAUUCAGAAUUUGAUACCAGACUUGAAUCAG